Messenger RNA from Lutra lutra (Eurasian river otter), 815 nucleotides. RefSeq names its product RNA-binding motif, single-stranded-interacting protein 1-like. The coding region runs from base 1 to 738 and encodes 245 amino acids. The transcript has 2 exons. The record is from RefSeq and is a predicted model, not a curated record. Gene Ontology annotation, cellular component: nucleus; cytosol; ribonucleoprotein complex. Gene Ontology annotation, molecular function: poly(A) binding; mRNA 3'-UTR binding; poly(U) RNA binding. Lineage: Eukaryota; Metazoa; Chordata; Mammalia; Carnivora; Mustelidae.
AUGACUGUACUGGUUGGAUUUCCUCAGCAGUGGACGAGGGCGAGUCCGGAGGUCGAGGGCGGAGGAGAAGUCAGCCCGGAGCUGCAGCAGAACUCCCGAGAGGGAGUUCCCAGAGCACCGCCGCCCAGGCCGGCCCCUCCUGCACACUCCCCCUCGCAGCGAGGCUGCCCUGCACCCGCGCCCACCGCCCGCCCGCCGCGCGAUGAUCUUCCCAGCAGCAGCGGCAACCCCGGGGGCAGCAGCAACCGCAGGACGCCCUCUCGCAAGCAGCAGUCUCUGGUCCCAGCGCACCCCAGGGCCCCUCCCAGCCCCAGCACCACCAGCAGUAAUAACGACAGCAGCUGCAGUAGCAACUCAGGAUGGGACCAGCUGAGCAAAAGGAACCUCUGUAUCCGAGGGCUGCCUCCCAACAGCACAGACCAGGACCUGGUGAAGCUGUGUCAGCCAUAUGGGAAGAUCGUCUCCACGCAGGCAAUUUUGGAUAAGACAACAAACAAAUGCAAAGGUUAUGGUUUUGUCGACUUUGACAGUCCUGCAGCAGCCCAGAAAGCUGUGUCUGCCCUGAAGGCUAGUGGGGUUCAAGCUCAAAUGGCAAAGCAACAGGAACAAGAUCCUACUAACCUGUACAUUUCUAAUCUGCCACUGUCCAUGGAUGAGCAAGAACUUGAAAAUAUGCUCAAACCAUUUGGACAGGUUAUUUCUACAAGGAUACUGCGGGAUUCCAGUGGCACAGGUUGAGGUGUUGGCUUUGCUGGGAUGGAAUCAACAGAGAAGUGUGAAGCCGUCAUUGGUCAUUUUAAUGGAAAAUUCAUUAA